Molecule: messenger RNA, 393 nt
Organism: Thyridium curvatum
Lineage: Eukaryota; Fungi; Ascomycota; Sordariomycetes; Thyridiales; Thyridiaceae
Exons: 2
Coding region: 1-393 (130 amino acids)
Source: RefSeq, a predicted model, not a curated record
AUGGGUUCCAACCACUCUUCCAGCCGCUCCGUACCCGUUGGGCCAAUGCGUCUAGUACGGAUGGCGGGCACUUGCGAUGCAAAGGGUAAAAUGAUGAUCCAGGCUCGAAAUACUCAGGGCGGACCUAUCUAUGCUGGGUGCUACGCCUUUGUCUGUAGUGACAGAUCUGAAUACAUGAAUAACGUCACAGUGACCACCAUUGAUAUCAAUGGAGCUCUGGCAGAGGAACAGACCAUACAUCGGAGCAAAGAUGGGCAUCCGUACAUCAAGCCAGGUGUGGCCCUGCCAGGUCAGCCUGCCACUUACAAUGGUUUGCAGCUUGAUUGCACUAUCAAGCCCGAUAAACCUUACUUCAUUGAGGUUUGGUAUUACCCAUACGCCAAGGAGCUGUGA